Messenger RNA from Bactrocera tryoni, 2519 nucleotides. It is a transcript of the gene SdhA, whose product is annotated as succinate dehydrogenase [ubiquinone] flavoprotein subunit, mitochondrial. Lineage: Eukaryota; Metazoa; Arthropoda; Insecta; Diptera; Tephritidae. The transcript has 6 exons. Gene Ontology annotation, biological process: tricarboxylic acid cycle; mitochondrial electron transport, succinate to ubiquinone. The coding region runs from base 166 to 2145 and encodes 659 amino acids. Gene Ontology annotation, molecular function: flavin adenine dinucleotide binding; succinate dehydrogenase (quinone) activity; electron transfer activity. The record is from RefSeq and is a predicted model, not a curated record.
CCCCAUUGGCGCUUUGGGCAGCUGCUUCUCAUCAGUCGAUCGGUGCGAGCGCGAGAAGUUUCAUCGAAUUGACAAUUAGUUUGGAGCGAAUUUAAAUUGCGCAGUGAAACAUCCAAAUAGUAUUCAAUAAGGGGAGAUUGCUGUGAAGUGUUUCAUAUUACGAAAAUGGCGAGCCUAAUGCGUGUACCAUCGAUUUUGGCCAAAAAUGCAGCGGCAAUGCUACGCACUGCCACUGUAGUGCCACAACGUGAACUGCACAUUACACAUGGCAAAAAUGAUGCCAAAGUACGCACUGAUGCCAUCUCUAAAGAGUACCCGAUUGUCGAUCACAGUUACGAUGCCAUUGUUGUUGGCGCUGGUGGUGCAGGUCUGCGUGCCGCUUUCGGUUUGGUGGCUGAAGGUUUCAAGACAGCUGUUAUCUCCAAACUCUUCCCCACCCGUUCACAUACAAUUGCCGCACAGGGCGGUAUUAAUGCGGCGCUCGGCAAUAUGGAAGACGAUGACUGGAAAUGGCACAUGUACGAUACCGUGAAGGGUUCCGAUUGGCUGGGCGAUCAAGAUGCCAUUCACUAUAUGACACGGGAGGCACCACAAGCCGUCAUUGAAUUGGAAAAUUACGGUAUGCCUUUCUCGCGCACACCCGAGGGUAAAAUCUAUCAACGCGCUUUCGGUGGCCAAAGUUUGAAAUUCGGUAAGGGUGGUCAAGCGCAUCGUUGCUGCGCCGUAGCGGAUCGUACAGGUCACUCGCUGUUGCACACACUGUACGGGCAGUCGUUGAGUUAUGAUUGUAAUUACUUUGUCGAAUAUUUCGCAUUGGAUUUAAUAUUUGAGGAUGGCAAGUGCAAAGGUGUGUUGGCACUGAAUCUGGAAGACGGCACACUGCAUCGUUUCCGUGCGCAUAACACCGUCAUUGCGACCGGUGGCUAUGGACGUGCUUUCUUUUCGUGCACAUCAGCACAUACGUGUACUGGUGACGGUAGUGCAAUGGUCGCACGCCAAGGCUUGCCCAUACAGGAUUUGGAAUUCGUGCAAUUCCAUCCGACUGGUAUCUAUGGUGCCGGUUGUUUAAUUACUGAAGGUUGUCGCGGUGAAGGUGGCUACUUGGUGAACUCAAAGGGUGAACGUUUUAUGGAACGUUAUGCGCCAGUCGCCAAAGAUCUCGCUUCACGUGAUGUGGUGUCACGUUCAAUGACUAUCGAAAUCAUGGAAGGACGUGGUGUUGGACCCGAAAAGGAUCACGUUUUCCUGCAAUUGCAUCAUUUGCCACCAGAGCAAUUGGCUCAACGUUUGCCAGGUAUCUCCGAGACCGCAAUGAUCUUUGCCGGCGUAGAUGUGACACGUGAACCCAUCCCAGUGCUGCCAACAGUGCAUUACAAUAUGGGCGGCAUCCCAACCAACUACAAGGGUCAAGUACUGACCAUCGAUGAGAACGGCUGUGAUGUCGUAGUGCCCGGUUUGUAUGCCGCCGGUGAGGCUGCCAGCUCAUCUGUGCACGGUGCCAAUCGUUUGGGCGCUAAUUCAUUGUUGGAUUUGGUCGUGUUUGGUCGUGCUUGCGCACUUACUAUUGCUGAAGAGAAUAAACCCGGCGUGCCAGCUCCCAGUUUGAAGGAUAAUGCUGGUGAGAUGUCCGUUGCUAAUUUGGAUAAAAUUAAGAAUAAUAAUGGCAAGAUUACCACCGCCGAUUUGCGUUUGAAAAUGCAAAAGACAAUGCAGGGUCACGCUGCCGUGUUCCGUGAUGGUCCCAUAUUGAAGAAAGGUUGCGAGAAGAUGGUGGAGAUCUACAAAGAGUUCCAAGAUGUCAAGGUUGUUGACAAAUCGAAUGUGUGGAAUUCCGAUUUGGCGGAAACGCUCGAAUUACAAAAUCUUUUGGCCAACGCUCAAAUGACUAUUGUUGCAGCAGAAAACCGCAAAGAAUCGCGUGGUGCACAUGCGCGCGAGGACUACAAGACGCGUAUCGAUGAAUAUGACUUCAGCAAGCCAAUUGAGGGUCAACAGAAGAUACCAUUGGACGAACAUUGGCGCAAACAUACUCUGACAUGGGUGUGCGGCGAUGCUGGCGAUAUCAAAAUCAAGUACCGCCCGGUCAUUGAUAAGACUUUGGAUGAUACCGUACAAACUGUGCCACCAGCAAUACGUUCCUAUUAAUUAAUAUUUAGUAAUUAAAUGGAUCAACGUAACCAUCAACACUACAAAUUGCGUAGGAGUGGCGUAUAUUUGUAUUCACAUGUCAUCUUUAAGUAAUUCGCUGAAUGAUCAUUUUGACGUGAAAAGUUUAAACGCGCUGAAUCUAUACAACUAUAUUGAGAUAAGCUAUAUAAACGGCAAACUAAACACCUUCCCUUUACACUAUGAAAAUUAUGUAAUUUAUUCACGAAAUGCAUAUAAUGUUUUCUGCCCUCCAAACCGCACAUAGGCAGACAUACACCCAGUUAUUUACACGCAACAAUUCUAAAAGUAUCUUGCAAUGUAUACUUAAUGAUGAUUUUUAGAAAGAAAACAAUCAAUUGUGUUUUUAUUUA